Messenger RNA from [Candida] anglica, 168 nucleotides. The record is from the annotation of a GenBank genome assembly. Lineage: Eukaryota; Fungi; Ascomycota; Pichiomycetes; Serinales; Debaryomycetaceae.
AUGAGCUGGGAAACACUUAGAGAACCUUCACAAAGUACAGCCGCCCUAGCGGAGCGUCACGAAUCUCCACAAACAAUACGGGCAUUGCAUCAUACGAGGAAUAGCAAGGGCGUAUACAGGCAACGCCAUAGACCACAAAGAUGCACCUUGUUCCUCCAGUAUGAGUAG